AUUUUCUUCCUCUUUGGUGAUUGGUCACAUGAUUUUUCGUCACGACGGUAACGUUCAAACACUUCCCGGUUUAUCCGGCACGUGUCUAUUGUUUUUAUUGCUUUUACGUGUUUUUACAUACGACAUGGAUCCGAAGUUUAAUUAAUUAAUUAAUAAUAUUAUCAUAUGUGUUUCAGUCGGAACUUCCUGCCUCUUGCGUAAGGCUACCACUUCAGUGAACAUCUUUAGCUAGCACGAUGCCACAAGUUAGUCGUUCCCCAUCAGAGGUUCAGUCAGACCCCAUCACUGAAACCCCGGUGAAGCCAUGCCGCGUUGUUCCAGAUCAGAUGGGGAAAAAUUUGCAGUAUUCAGAGUUUUCUGCCGGACAGAGCGGACAAAAUGCUCUGAAGGUGCAUGAAGGUGAAAACAGUGAUUCGGGGAACAGCCUGUUCAUCACUCAGGUACCCGUACCUCAGGCUGUGCGAUCACAGAGACGGAGGCGCCUCACCUUGAGAUCAGAAGCAAGUUGCAGUGAAGAUCCAGUAACUGAUGAUGGAGAAUCUGAUACAGACAGAGAGAAGAAUGAACGGACACACAGACUGCCAACGUACAGCUUCUCUUUCCUCACUCAGAAGACGGGGCAGAAGAGUACACAUUUAUCAGCCCAUCAGAACAGAAAACUACAUUAUGCACUGAUGGGAGGCUACUUUAAAUGUGUCAGAGAGCUGUGGGAGAGCUAUAAAAGAGGAGAGGAUCUGGUGGCAUCUCAACCAACAAUUGACAUGGUUGGGGUCAACAUUGCCCCAAUAUCAGAAGAAGAGGAAGAAGAGGAGUUAGAGGACAUCAAAGUGGUGGAAAAGAAGCAUUUUGUGGUGCCAUCAAAAGCUGAGCACUCAAAAUCUUGGUGCAGCCCAGAGGAGACGGUCUUUCUGGUUAGACAAAAGACGAGGAGACCAAGUGUUGCUGGAUUUGAGUCACAAAGACGUCAAAUGACGGGAGUAGACAAGGAUUCGACAUGGAAGCCAUCUUUGAAGGCUGCCCUGUCUCCAGAUAGAAAGAGAAGAAGCAUUUCCUUCAUCUCUGCUGAUGGAAAUGCUUCCGAUGCCGUCGCGCAAGACACAGAGACGGGCGAUAAAUGUGAGACAAGUGGCGAAAACGUUGAGGUCCAACCUGAGCUGCAAAAUACAGAGAGAACUCUUAAACAAGCAAAGAGAAAGAUUUUUAAUCAACAAGAAAAUGAAAAAGAGCUGGAUAGCAGCAGCAGUGCUACAGUUUGUGAGCCUAGUCCAACGAAAUCAGUAAAAAGAAGGAAAAAAGGGUCAGCAGCUGUAUUAGGUCCCCAAUCUGAUGUUGGUCUCAGAGAGCAUGAACCUGAAGGCCAAAAUCUCCUCCAGGAUGAUGAUACACUGUGCAGUGAAACUAGGGUUAAGAAGAAGAAGAAGAAGAAAGACAGAGGUGAUCAUGAAGGUGUAGAAGAAGGAAGGGAUCAGAGUGAAGCAGAGGUCAGGGGUCAGCAUGCUGAAGCAUAUGUGAGCGCGGGAACCACAGAGGUAGAGGAGGCUCCGAGUCUGUCGUCGCCCAUCAAUGAGCCGGAUCUUCCCGAGACAAAACAUAAGAAAAAGAAGAGAAAAAAGAAAAAAUCUGCAACUGAAGAUAUCGGACAGGAUGUGGAUGGACAUGCUGAUGGAAGGGUGGAGGAGAGUUCUGUAUUAAACCCAGAGAAUGGUGACAAGAAAAAGAAAAAAAAGAAGAAAAGAAACCGUGAUCACAUGGAUGUGGAGGAGUCAAACACCAACACACUGGCUGAACAUCUAACUGACAAUGGCAAGAUAUUAAAGAAAAAAAGGAAAAAAGACUUAAAUGAGACUUCAGAUGUCCCUCAAAUCCCAACAGAAUCCUGGAAGGGGACUGGAGAUUGUUUGGAGAAUACUUUUGUCUCUCAGAAAACGUUGGAAUUCAGUCAUGUCCAAAGAAAAAAGCACAAAAAGAAGAAAAAAUCAGCUUUUAAUGAUAAUCAUGUAGGAGAAAGUACUUAUACACAUGUGGACUUUAAUAACGAUGGUACAAACUUGACAGAAAGUACAGGAGUGUCAGUUAAAAAGAAAAGUAUUUCUGAGACAUGUAUGGAUGUCUCGUACACUCCUGAUGAAGAUAAAAAUGCACAGAAAACAACAGAAGAGAAGCAGGAUGCUGAAAUGGUGACCAAGAAAAAGAAAAAUAAGAAGAAGAAAGAAAAAUUAAGCACAAAUCAAAUAGAGGACAUAGAAACCCCAAGUGAUUGUUCACCGUCUGGUCGGAAAAAGAAGAAGACCUCUUCCUUCCUUGUUGCUGAUCAAGAGGAAAAAUCCGGUCAGCGUGCAGAAAAAACUGCCGUCAGCGAAGGUCGUCUCACGACCAAAGAUGCAGAAAUCACUGGAAGUUUUGGGAAAUCAGAAAAGAAGAAAAAGAAGAGGUCAGCUCCAGAAGAGAAUGUGGAAAGAGAAGAAGAGUUUGAGGAACCAAAGGAAACAAGUCAGAAGGUUUUAUCUGAAACGGGGGUCGGGAAAAAAAAGAAGACUAAGAGAAAUGAAAGUGAGCUGAUCAGCACAGAAAGAUUGGAAAAUGCAGCUCAAACAGAUGAUGUUGUAGUGAUGAGGGAAAAAAAGAAGAAAGACAGAAAAGUAAUUCCCCCAGCUGCCACUGAAGCCCUGGAAACAGAAAAACCUACAUCCAGUACUUCUGCCUCAGGUUCGCCCACGAAAAAGGUCAAACAGGGUCACAGGUCUAAAAUAUCCCAUGAGAGCAGCUUCUGUAAUGACCAAGAGCUCAGAGAAACUCUAGUUCAGGAAACUUUAAGCACACCUGGAAAUAGGACAUUAGGUGAUAAGAAAAAAGAGAACGCUGCUGAUAACCAUGUGUUCGAAGUGAAAUCAUUGAUCAGUUCUGUGAAGACGCCUAAAACCAAAAAGAAGGAAAGAAAAGAGCCAUCAGCUGAUGGUAGAUUAAGCUCUUCAUUAUCAAAGACUUCUCCCUCACAAAAAUCCUCUUCAAAGAGAAUCAGCAAAAGCAAGCAUAUGAAGGGCAAAAGGAGACUUCAUAAUCCAAACGAGGACUUUCUUUGAAGACUGCUCGUAUGAACGCCCUAAUGGGAUUAUACUUAGAUUGAGAGACAACCUGUUUUAAGGUUCGCUGUAAACUGUCUAAAUUUUUAGAUUGACAGUGUUGACACUGGAUCAAUGUUUUACUUUUUAAAUAUACGUGGUUUUGUAUCAAAACAUAUUUACUAGCAUCACUUGUUUUGUAUUAAUAUUAAUCAAUAAACAGCAACGUGCUAUGGUUUUUUUUUUUAGCUCCUCAAUCAAAGUUAGAAGAAAUAAAAUUUUCAACAUUUAGAAGAAAAAUGUCCCAGUUUUUUGUGGAUUCAUUUAAAGUGGAACAAAAUCUCAAGAUAAUAAAUAAUCUCUUUUUUAUCAAACAUAGAAGAUGGUUUGGCAUUGUAUUGCUGAAAUCAUCAAAACCUAUUGCUAUUGUUGAAAAUUGUUGCCAAAUGCAAGAUUUCAGCUUUAUCAUAAUUUGCCAGAUGUUUCCAGCAGAUGAUGGGUCAGGGGCCCAUGCAGCUAGCAGGGUUAGUGCCUUUAUGGGGGAGGCACAUUGUAUUAAAUUUAGAACAUGGUUUGGCAUUGUCUUGCUGAACUAAUCAGCAGACCAAACUAAACUGAUCGCAUGUGUUACUCUAAAUUCUCUAAAUGGUUCAGCAUUAAAGGUGACUUGUAGGAUGUGGAAGUUAGUAAUGUUAUGUGCUAAUCCACCCAUUCUAUCACUCCCACACACAGGUGUGGAUGCUGUGUGGUGAUUUACCCCAGUGUGCACACCAUGUGAUUUUCAACCUGAAAUUUAAAGUUUGAUUUUGUUAGACCACAGAACAGUUUCCAACUUUGCUUUGGUCUAUUUUUUAAUGAACUCAAGAAUGAAUAAGGCACUUUCAGAUUUUUGUACAUGGCUCUUCGUUCCCUGCAUGGUUAAGUUUUAAUAAAAUAAUAAAUAACCAUAGACUCCA
This is a messenger RNA of Melanotaenia boesemani (Boeseman's rainbowfish), 4015 nucleotides long. RefSeq lists its product as uncharacterized. The record is from RefSeq and is a predicted model, not a curated record. The transcript is spliced from 5 exons. NCBI's taxonomy places the organism in Eukaryota, Metazoa, Chordata, Actinopteri, Atheriniformes, Melanotaeniidae. Bases 237 to 3080 code for a protein of 947 amino acids.